CGGGCUCAAGAAUCAAGUAAAAUUUUCUACUUUCAUUUUAUCAUGAGUUACUUGCUUGAGUCAUUGGAGACCAAAGAAGACGUAGACAGAGCUAUUUCAAAGACCACGGACGUUGUUUUAUUACUGAGAUUUGGUAGAGACCAAGAUUCAACAUGCUUACAACUAGAUCAUUUGCUUGCCAAAUGUUCUCAAGAAUUGGCGAAUAUGGCUAAAAUCUACAUUGUUGAUGUUGAUAAAGUUCCAGUUUACACCAAAUACUUCGAUAUUACCCUGAUACCAUCUACCAUAUUCUUCUUCAAUGCUCAGCACAUAAAGGUUGACUGGGGUACCCCAGACCACACCAAAUUCAUAGGCAGUUUCAGAAACAAGCAGGACUUAAUAGAUGUGGUAGAAGUUAUAUACAGAGGAGCAAUGAAGGGCAAGGUUAUUGUUACAAGCCCUCUGGACCCGGCCAACGUCCCAAAAUAUGAGCUUAUUUACAAGGACAUUUGAUGGUCUUUAAUCUGCUUAGUUAUGUACAUUUGCCAAGAUGUGCACUACAUGGGUAUUGCCUAAUAUGGAUCAAGAUGAUCAAAUUCAUGCAUUUCCUUCAAUGCAAUUUAUGUAGAUCUAUACACUGAUUGGAUUGCUUUUUUCAGUCAAUGGUCAGGAGUGUGACUGUGUUGGGGGGCUGACCAUUAAUUGGCUCAUACUUAAAUCUGAAAUCUGAAAAAUUAAUUUGCAAUGAAAUCCUUGAAUUGUUUGUGCCAAGAUUUAACUUGGUGAUUCUUUUGCAUGCUCUUCAUUCAUUCAGGACUAUUAUGACUUCCAGUUCACAGUUGUUGUUUUUUUUUUUCAACAUCCAUAUGAAAUUUAUACUUAAAAAUUUGACACCAUUCUGGAUGCAAGACAGAUUAAGACGGAAUCAUUUUUUGUAAUGCUUACUUUACUUAGUCCUCUUUGUGCUUUGAGCACAUAAGGCCUGCAUAUGUAGGUCACCUGAGUCACUCAGGUGACCUAUUGCUAUCUGUUUUCGUCCGUCGGCGUGUGUCGUCAGUCGUCCGUCGUGUGUUAACAUUUGAACAUUUUCAGCUUCUUCUCUCAAACCACUCAACCAAUUUCAACCAAUUUUUGCAUAUGGCAUCUAUGGGUGAAGAGAAACAAAAUUUAUGAAUUUCAUGGUCCCUGCCCCCCUGGGGGCCUGAGGGGUGGGGCCAAAACCACUAAAAUUAGUGCAAUCUUUAAAAAUCUUCUUCUUUACUCCUGGACAUCAAGCAGUCAAACUGUUGGCAUGAUUGUAAUAAGCAAUGAGCCCUCUACCAAAAUUGUGAAAUUCAUGGCCCCAGGGUCAGGGGUUCUGGUGCUAGGGCGGGGCUCUGUUGAAUAUAUUGUGAAAAUAUAUUAUUUCUUUAAAAAUCUUCUCCUCUGCUUCUGGGUAUUAAGCUGAUAAACUAUUUAGAUAGUAAUGAUUAGGAAUGAUGCCUCUUCCAAAAUUGUGAAUUUCACGGCCCCUGGAUCAGGGGUUCUGGUGUUAGGGCGGGGCUUUAAUGAUUAAAUAUAGUGAAAAUGUAUUAAUUUUUGAAAAUCUCCUCCUCUGCUCCUGGGUAUAAUGCCAAUGAUCUAAUUACAUAGUUAUGAUGAGCAAUGGUGCUUCUUCAUGAAUUUAGAAUUUCAAGGCCCCUGGGUCAGGGAUUCUGGUGUUAGGGUGGGGCUUUAAUGAUUAUAUAUAGUGAAAAUGCAUUAAUUCUUGAAAAUCCCCUCUGCUCCUGGGUAUAAUGCCAAUGAUCUAAUUACAUAGUUAUAAUGAGCAAUGGUGCUUCUUCAAGAAUUUAGAAUUUCAAGGUCCCUGGGUCAGGGAUUCUGGUGUUAGGCAGGGCUCUAAUGAUUAUAUAGUGAAAAUGCAUUAAUUCUUUGAAAAUCUUCUCCUCUGCUCCUGGGAAUUAUGCUGAUGAUCUAAGUACAUAGUUAUAAUGAGGAAUGGUGCCUCUUCCAAAAUGAUGAAUUUUAUGGCCCCUUGGUCAGGGGUACCAUAGGGGGGGGGGGGGGAGCUCUAAUGAUCAUAUACUGAAAAUGAAUUAAUGCUUUGAAAACUGCUGUUUGGUAUUAAUCAACCAUUUAUGAUGAGCAAAGAUGCCUUUUCGAAAAUUGUGAAGUAUGUGGCCCCAGGGUCAGUGGUUCCUGUGGGAUGUGGCACUACUGGUUAUAUAGUGGAAAUGCAUUUUUCUUUGUUCCUCUGAUCUGCCUCUGGGUAUUAAGUAAUCAAAAUAAGCAUUCUAAGUGUAUAGUUAUGAUUAUCAGUUGUGCCUCUUUCAGAAUUGUGAAUUUCAUGGCCUCUGGUUAAAACAUGAACCAAAUUCAAUUGUUGGAAAGUUGUUGCAUGAUACUCAGGUGACCUAUAAGGCCCGUGGGCCUCUUGUUCGUAACGAUGUUAUCAAAUUCUAGUAAUAAAGGCGCUUUGUCUGAUCUUAAUUAUUUCAGUGAAAAUAAAACAUAAUUAAAAUUA
This is a messenger RNA of Saccostrea echinata, 2482 nucleotides long. RefSeq names its product thioredoxin-like protein 4B. The record is from RefSeq and is a predicted model, not a curated record. The coding region runs from base 43 to 492 and encodes 149 amino acids. The transcript is spliced from 3 exons. Gene Ontology annotation, biological process: mRNA splicing, via spliceosome. Gene Ontology annotation, cellular component: U5 snRNP; spliceosomal complex; U4/U6 x U5 tri-snRNP complex. NCBI's taxonomy places the organism in Eukaryota, Metazoa, Mollusca, Bivalvia, Ostreida, Ostreidae.